ACCCACAGUCAUUCUCUCGCUCUCGCCCAUCGAUCGUUGUUCGGGAACCCCAAACGCCCAUCAGCAACAGUACAGCGUCAUCCGUUCUCUCAUUCUGCUUCUCUCCGGGGUUCUUUGAGGAAAAGAACAAUACUCAACUCUCGGCCGGGUCACACACGUCGAAGACCCCGAGUUGUCCUCGGAUGCAACAACCACGCCAGUGAUUCUACACAUCGACUAGACUCGCAUCACGAGUACAAUCAUCAAAAAGACAUUAACCGACUUUGUCUGGCCCUCGAGGGAACCUGAUCUUUGGACCGACGACAACAUCCCCUACUUUCACGGUACGCGUUCGACGCCUGGUUCGCUCAACCGGCAUCCCAACCGCUGCCGACCAUUGGCUCUGACCCUCGACUCUCGUUACUUUCAUCUUUCCCUCGACCUACCUCAACAUGAAGUUUUCUCAAGUAGCUUGGGCCUGCUUGGCCGCCGCCACCUCGGUGCAAUCCCAAGAAGCGCCAGUGAAGGUCAAGCCGUACCCUCAGGGUGCGCCUCUGCUCGACAACCAAGUAUACCAGGGUUGCUUCAGUUCCCGGGGCGAGCUACAAAAGAUCUACUCCGACAGGAACGUCAGCAAUGGAGCCUGUGCCGGUGCAUGCAAGGCGAAAUACAACGUGUACGCAAUGAACGGCGCCACUUGCUACUGUGGUAACACCUACCCAGCCGCAAAGGACCUUGUCGACCAGGACAAGUGCAACUACAACUGCCCAGGCUAUCCUUAUGAUGCCUGUGGCGGCAUCAAGGACGGAACCUUCUAUGAUGUCUUCAACUCUGGUCUCGAUGUUGUGGUUGAGAACUUUGUGCCCACAGUGACGUCGACUUCGUCGAUACCUGCCGCGACUACCACAGAAGUCUCGAACACUCCAUCUACAACGGCUGGACAAGACGCCGUGACAACUGCAAGCAGCGCCCCUGUCGAGACCGACAGUGGAGAGUCUGGGAAUGGCGGUCCUUCUAUUGGCGGCAUCAUCGCGGGUGUCGUUGUAGGCGUGGUCGCCAUGGCUGCUAUUGCUGGCGCCAUCUUCUGGUGGGUGCGUCGCAAACGCAACUCUGAGAUUGAGGAAGAACACCGCCGCAACGCCGCGGUGAACUCUUUCAUUGCCGGUGCGAAGCCCCCGAGCAGCAGUGGCGGUAUUUCCAUGACCGAUUCUCGCAUGGAUCCCGGUUUUGCUCACCGCCGGAUGAGCGACGGCAGCAUCGCCGACAACCAAGAUUAUUCGCGCAAGAUUCUUCGAGUAACCAACGCAUGAGAGAGCGCCAUGCCAGUCACGACGAACGACCUCUGCCCGUGAUCACCUCACCACAAAUACACUCAUUUCCUCGGCAUUUUAGGCGUUUCUGAUGUUUCUCUUGCUGGUUUUACUUUGGGCGGCUUGAUCGUCGAGGCGAUACGAGCACGGUGUUGAUUUGUUGUAUUUUCUCGUCUCAUCUGUCUUGUCACGGUGCAGGGAUAUCCAUCAGCUCGAGGUUUACGACGGAGGUUCAUUUGCGAGUUGGAUUUUCAUUUUCGAAAACGCACCAUCACCGCCAUCCAACCCACCCAACGGACACCGAGCAACAAUUAACGCCAUCCACUCCUUCAUUUUCCCCAGUUUACAGCUCUUAUUCUUUUUAGACCUUCAGAGGUAUACCGGGUGUCUCGAGACACCCUCACCCACCGACUCAUGGUACGGGCCAUUGACCACCGGUUUCUGGUUCAUGGACAAAGCUAUCUUUGUACAUGAAUAGAGUAAGAUGAUCGCUGGCCCGGCCUCCUACAUACCUACACAUACCUGUUUUACGAUUUUUGGAUGGAUCAGUGGUGGAGAUGGAGUACUGCAGCACGGACGGCUGAGGGAGUCUCGUGGCGUGUAUAGAUAGGGUGCCCCCCCCCCUCAAUCCCACCGG
Messenger RNA from Verticillium dahliae VdLs.17, 1926 nucleotides. RefSeq lists its product as uncharacterized. NCBI's taxonomy places the organism in Eukaryota, Fungi, Ascomycota, Sordariomycetes, Glomerellales, Plectosphaerellaceae. The transcript is spliced from 3 exons. Bases 432 to 1289 code for a protein of 285 amino acids. The record is from RefSeq and is a predicted model, not a curated record.